ACAAUGUCAUAAUAACUAAUCCCUCGUUCCACAUUCUGGAUUACUUUAUUAUAAAUCAUCGUCGUAAAGUGCUUCUUUCAAUCUACUUUCACCUCAUCGAUGACGAGAUUUCUUCAAUUUUUUAUUUCAAUGGUGGAAAAAUAAGAAAAUAAAUUUUCUUUUUGGUAAAAUUGAAUCAAAGCACAGUUGCGUGUUUGCAUAUAUAUAUAUGUGUAAAGGAGUCUGAGUAGUUAAACCGUUGAAGAAACGACACACAUUCUUGGGUAUCCCUCAUGGCAUUGGAACGCUUUAAGAUAACGUAAAAUUACAGAGAAUUAGUGACAGUCGUAGUUCGACCGCGGCGCGUUGAAGCCUUUCGCGCCACUUCUAAAACUCCCGCAGCAUUGAACAAUCUUCGACAAAUGUCUAUAAACAAGUGAAAGUGAUUCUUAACCGUGACAUUAUGCAAAAAUUUCAAUAGUACGUGAAAUUUCAAAAAUUUUAAUUCACUUUUAAAAUGCAAUGACAAAUUUUCCAAUUCAAAUUUCAAAUUUACAAAGAAAUUGAAAAAAAACUGAAUAUAGUUUUUGUGUAACGUAUUUUUUUCUUUUUCGAAAAUGAAAACAAGUUUUUUAUAAUUGUGAUUUGUAAAGGAUCGUCGUGAUCCAAGGAUAUUUUAUUAUUUAAUCGUCUUGAAGGAGAUAGGAUCAAGGAUACGAUGAACAAAGCAGAAUUAAAUAUUGUCCUGCGGGCGGAAUCCCCGAGAAGUUCCACGACCAUGAAUCACUCUCAUAUUCCGGUUCCAAAAAUUUCGAGUACAAUAAAGUUGCACGACCGUCUACCGCCAAGGCGUGAAUCAUUGGAGAAAUCAUCAUCAUCAUCGGGAAAAUCAAUAUCAGUGGCGGCGCAGCGAGCGGCUUUUGAAAAAUUAGACGCUAAUGCAACUGUUUGUCAAAAAUUACGUAACAAUUUGAAUUUAUCUAAUGUUGAACUACGACAUUCCGAGGGGAGAUCGUCGCCUGCAAGGAAAUUUGAAUAUAGUCCACUAAGUCCAAAAUUAAAUAAUUCACGUCUCAAUGGGCCGUGCAGUCCAACUUUAAAUCGAAGUAAUAGCUUUUUGGAGAAUAAAUGGAAAAAUAAAUUUGAGGACUCGGAAAAGCGGCGGAAACUUUUGCUACAAAAAAGCGAAUCUGUAAAUAAAGAAAAUUCCGAUUUAGAGAAGAAGUAUCAACAAUUGCAGAGGCAGAAUAGUAAUCUUCAAUCGCAAGUACAUGAUAAGGAACAAAAACUCCAAAAGUUGCGGACAGUUUCCGAGGCGGUCUGUAAAGAGUAUGAGCAGCUUAAGAGGCAAUAUGACGUCGAGACAGGAGCAAUGCAUAAAGCUAUGCAGCAAGCAUCUCAAUGGUACAGACAGAAUCGAGAACUUAAAAGAAGAUCUCAGGUGAUAGCACAAAAGAUAUUGGAAUCCAAUCCGGAAGGACUGCCGGAUGUCGAUUUGUCCGAUGAGGUUGACUCAAAUAAUGAAGAUCUUGAACAACUUCGAGAAACUGUUCGAGAUCUAAGUCAAGAAGUUGCAAAAUUACAAACAGAAUUAAAUUCAGCUCGUUUACAAGAAUUCGAAGCUCAAGAACAAGUUACACUUUUAACUUCUCAACUCGAAGAGGAAAGAACAGCUCGACAGAGUGAGGAAGAAAAAAUGAGGGAAUUAAAGCAGCAAAAGGAAAAUAUGGAACGUAUUACAAGAAUGGUUGCCGAAGAGGUGCAGACUUUAAAAACUCAAUGUGAUAGCGAGAGAGAAAACGCCAAAUUGAUGAAAAUAGAAGCAGACAGAGUUCAAAAGGAACGUAAUAUCCUUGCACAUCAGUCGGCGCUUCUCAUGGCAGAAAUAGGCGACGAGCCGGGAGGAAGGAUGAUGACCGUCCUUCAAGAAGUCGAAUCUUUGAAAAGGUUGUUAGAAGAAGAGCAACAGAGUCACGCAACUCAGAUUCAACUUCUUCAAGAUAAAUUGGAGGAGAAGGAGUCGAAUGUAGAAUUUGAAAUUGUCGAAGAAAAGUUGAAACUCGCCGAGUCGGAGCUUGAGAUGGUUAUGCAGAAAGCGGAAAGAGCUGAAAAGAGAGCCGCAAACUUGGAGGAAGUCGUGAAAGAUUUGGAAAGCAAAAUAACUGUAAUGGAGGAAAAACGGAAUCAACCGCCACCACCACCACCUCCGCCUCCACCUCCUCCACCACCGCAAAUGCUUUCCAAUAAUCAAUCGUCUCUUAAAUUAAUUACCAGGGAGAAAUUAAAUAACGAUAGAGAAUCGGCCGUUACCGAUAUGGAAAAAAUGCUCGGCAUCACCAAGAAGCCGACUACAAUUCCCCAGCAGCCAGCCAUUGAUGACAUCAUCAACCAGAUAAAAGGAGGAAGGUUCACUCUCAAGCACACAGAGAAAGAGAGAGAUGAGGAGCGAAAACGAAAACAGGAAAUGGAAAAACCGCCAGCAGUUUCGGAAAUGUUAAAUAUUUUAGGAACCAUGAGGAGACGAGCAAAGCCAUUAAGACAGUCUUUCAAAUUUUUAAAUGAUUCGUCAUAAUAUAAUUUUUAAUUUUACAACACUCGUGCCAAGAAUUUAAAUAAUAAUAAUUUAAUAAUUAAGAUCCUUAGGUUAAGGAAAAUUAAAAAAAUGAAAUUUAUAAAUAAGUUGCAUUCAAAAUGCAGUAAAUAGUUAUUUUUUACAUUGUAGUCUAAAUACAGACUUGGGAUUUUUCACUUUGAAGAUGGAAGUCUAAAAAUAAAACAACUUUUUUUAUGAGAAGCAA
Molecule: messenger RNA, 2777 nt
Organism: Leptopilina heterotoma
Lineage: Eukaryota; Metazoa; Arthropoda; Insecta; Hymenoptera; Figitidae
Product: shootin-1
Exons: 11
Coding region: 698-2551 (617 amino acids)
Source: RefSeq, a predicted model, not a curated record